Messenger RNA from Penicillium hordei, 1542 nucleotides. Its product is annotated as bromodomain-containing protein. The record is from RefSeq and is a predicted model, not a curated record. NCBI's taxonomy places the organism in Eukaryota, Fungi, Ascomycota, Eurotiomycetes, Eurotiales, Aspergillaceae. Gene Ontology annotation, biological process: chromatin remodeling. Gene Ontology annotation, molecular function: protein binding. Bases 1 to 1542 code for a protein of 513 amino acids. Gene Ontology annotation, cellular component: RSC-type complex. The transcript is spliced from 5 exons.
AUGACCUCAAAACGACGGGCGGCUGCCGCAGCUCCCUCAGAUAUGAAGUUUCGUAGAACGAAACGCCAAAAGGUUUCCGACAAUGAUUUCAUGGUUCCGGAGGAGUCCAAUCGUCCGUCGUCGCAUCUGGACUCAGAGCCACCAGAGGAAGCAGAUCGAACCCCGGAGUCGCAGGCCGACUCUGAGGCAGAUUUUGAAGGUGAUAGUCUUCAGACUGCACAGGACAAGAUUAUGUCCGAGUUGACCCGGCUCAAGGAUUCGGAGUGGGUAUCACUGAUCCUGAUCUUUUGCGUAAGACUGAUGAGCCGGACUAGUGGCGAGGACGUUUCUUACCCGUUCAUUGGGAAACCAGAUCGGAAUCUAUACCGAGAUUAUUAUGAGAUCAUUCAACAUCCCGUGUCCUUACGGAGCAUUCAAAAGAGAGUUCGUGGUACAGACAGCAGGAAGAAUUCAUCCAAAACCACCGCAUAUCCUACAUGGCAGUCCUUCGAAGAGGAGGUCAGCUAUGUAUGGCGAAAUGCUAGGGAGUAUAACGAAGACGACAGUGAUAUCUCUAUUCUCGCUGGAGUUUUAGAGGAUCACUUCCACCGACGGGUUGCGGAAGCUAAAAAGCUUGUUCCGAAUCCCCUUGAGGUACAUCGAACCCUUGAGAUGUCUCGCAUCAAAUUGAAAGUGGGGACUACUACGCCCCCAAUGGCGCAGAGGUUAACCUUGAAAAUGCCUGGGCAGAGCUCCGAUAUACUAUCCAAAAACGAUGGAAACCCCUCAGAUGUCACGUUCAAGAAUGAAUCCCAAGGCAAUACGCAAGAUACUGCCGGAGCUGGAUUACCAGCAGAUCAAGAAAUGAAUAGGUCUCCUCGAGGAUGCUCUCUUGGGGGGCAAUUCGACAGUCCCAGAUCAAGCACCAUAACCACGCCAUCUGGUUCAGAGCAACAACAGAACAGUUCCAUGAGUGUGCAGGGCUUACCGAACUCGAUGUCAAACACAGCCACCCUGACAAUACCCACUUCGCAAAAUCCCCCCAAUGCGUUUUUUGAUGUCUCUUCGGAUGUCCCUCAACAUUCAUCUUCGGGUUCAGCCCAUUGCCAGCCGCAUGUCGGCUUCUCGCCCAUGGAUUCGCUUUUAAGGCGAUCAGGCCAAGACCCAAGGGUGGCUUUGAUUAGUAAUGUUCGGAUUCUUACACAUGCCUCUUUGUCUUUGCAACCGGACUUCUGCCUAGAUAUCCCCCCUUCGUCGCUUGUUUCACAACAGAAUAUCACAGUCCAUCUUCCUCCGUCGCAUAGUGUACUGACAGUCAGGCCACGUUUAGCGGCUAGUACUUCCCAGCGACAGGUAAAGAUCGUUGCACUCGUGGGUAUACAGCGCCUUCAUUCAUCUGGAGAUGCAGCUACACUUUCAUAUGAUAUCCAUCUGCGCCCUGGCAUGACAAAGGUUGACUUGGAAGCUAUUGCGGGGCCGGCCAGAGGAGUCCCGAAAUCCGGGCCUCCUGGGUCAGAUGUUGAUUAUGAACGUGUGACUCUAUUCUUUAAUCUGCUACGUUAA